Molecule: messenger RNA, 1916 nt
Organism: Ceratitis capitata (Mediterranean fruit fly)
Lineage: Eukaryota; Metazoa; Arthropoda; Insecta; Diptera; Tephritidae
Exons: 6
Coding region: 525-1646 (373 amino acids)
Source: RefSeq, a predicted model, not a curated record
AGAAGUUGGUCAAUUUGUAAGUUUGGUUUAGUUAAUUUCAAUCCACUUGCGCGCGCAGUCAUAUUGGACAUUGCGGAGUAUUGUGAUAUUUCGCCGUUGGCUAUUUUGCCAAUUUUUCCGCGGUUUCGACUACCUAUUUUGUUUUCACGCUCAGUUGUGCAUGAUCAAAGGAUCCAAAAACGUUUCACAUUAAUUGUGGGUAUUUUUUAAACAAAAUAUACACAUAUUAUAAUGUUAAUAUAUCAGUGCAAAUGAGAAAUCCAUAAAUGUUUCUUAUAUCAAAAUAAUGUUCACUGUGGAAAACAAAUUCAAUAAAAGUCUAACUGAAUAGAUGAAACAGAAUACACUGUCUUUGCUAUAUUUUAAAGGCUGAACAUAUUUGGGACCAAAAUAGUAGAGAACAACAACAACUACAAUUAUUGUUUGAGUGUAAAAAGUUUACAUUUUUUGUUUGAUUGCUUGGCCACCUUUCUGUGUGAAGUAUUAUUCGCUUAAAUACAUACAAAAAUAUUUGAGUUACAAAAAUGAGGUCAUUUCAUAAUUAUCUUGAAAGAUUUCGACGUACUCUUCCGAACAUGUUCUUAUUCAUACUGUGUUUCGUACUCAUCGCUAAAUGUGGUUGUUUGGAGCACGAUGAGAGCGUGGCGCAAUCUACCCCGACUAUACUACGUACACAAUCAAACUUUCAAAGUGGAAAAGAAGGGUCGCCAACACCUCUGAAGGCGGCGAUCGGAAAAGAAGAAUUUUACGACAGCGACUCAAACCAACCACAUUCCCGAAAAAAACGUUUGGUGUGGAUAACAGAAGAUGGGCGGCUUGCAUUGCCUCCCGGAACUGCACUUACAAUUACACCGACAAUAUCAAUGCCUUUGGUACGUCAUCCACCUGAGGGAUUCUUUUCAAAUGUAUCCAUUAGCUUCCCAUUGACAAUCGAUUUCGAUAAACUUGGUUUGACGGAUGAAUCUAAUCCAUUGGGCGACUUACCACCUAUAUUUACUAGAGAGUUCGGACGAUCAACGGGUCACGUGCUUGGGGAUUAUGUUGCCCGUUAUAUUCAUUACAAAAGUAAACGUGACUUAUCCUCGCAAAUGAAGCCUCUCGAUAAGGAGUCUCGCUACUAUCAAAUAAGAGAAGAAGUCCAGCAUGCAGAAAAUUUGGAGUUACCACGACUGCCAGAAAAUUUCAAACAUGCAUUUCAUGGGGGAGAAAGGGUAUUGCUUUAUGGAGUGGUGGAAGAUUUAUUGGGCACAUUCGGUGUUAACGGCAAGGCAUGCUUAUUACGCACUAUCUGCGAAGUGCAUUCUCGAAGUUUAAAUCAUUUCGGUGUGUUUGGGGAAAUAACCAAAUUGUUUUUAACAGCGACUAGUUCACCAUUUGCAGAUUUGAUACCUGAUUAUGUCCGUGCUCAGGAGAUAGGAGAAGGUCGCGUAGCUCCCGGUGAAUGCUUUCCAUAUUAUAAAGACUGUCCAAAAAGCAUAUUUAGAGCCACACAAAAAGAUAAAUAUAGUGUGUCACAAACGGAGGACAGCAGAGUAUUGGAAGAAAAUGAAGUUGUUCAACAUAAGUUGUCUGCUAAAUUACAAAAAAACAUUUCUGAAAAGUCAGCCAAUAAGCCUCAUAAAAAGAAAAAAAUAUUUAGCAUGUAAAAAUGAGGUUGAUUUGAAUAAUAUUCCCUCAACAGUGAAUAUGUAGUUUACUACAUUAAAUUGAAGUCACAUUUAGCAAAUUGCUCAUCCAUCUAAGUCGAAUUUAAUAGGUUUUAUAUGAUAUUUAUAGUAUUUAUUGUUUUUAUACACAUAUUGUGUUCAUGUAUGUAUGUAAAUAAAGAAAAUUACUUUAACAUAAUAUGUUUGGAAGACAGAGUGCAUAUGUUAUAUAUGUAGAUAUAAGCAAAAAAUUUAUGUAGGUUUAUUAAA